GCAGGUGGCCUAGAAGAGAUCUAUCCCUACGGAAGAUAACACCAACCACUGAGACUCCCAUAUUUUUUUUGUUCCCAAUAGUAUGAAACCAAAAAGAAAACAGAUAGAAGUAAAAGGCGUUUUGGAGGCGGUAAAUACCGGCAGUAUCGCGCUCUCGACCUGAUUGCGGAGCUGCACUCAUGGCUCGAUGCACGAGAGCAGUCUGUCCCUGCAGUCCCUUGCUCGGAGCACUGCGGAUCCAUAAAUCAAGAUGGUUCUCUCCUUUAUCCUAGUCCAGAAUCGCCAGGGCAAGACCCGGCUCGCAAAAUGGUAUGCGCCGUACAGUGAUGAAGAAAAAGUGAAGCUGAAAGGAGAGGUUCAUCGCCUGGUGGCCCCCAGAGAUCAAAAAUACCAGUCAAACUUUGUCGAAUUCAAGCGAAGCACGAAGGUUGUAUACCGAAGAUACGCCGGCCUCUUCUUCUGCGCAUGCGUCGACGCAACGGACAACGAAUUAGCAUAUCUCGAGGCGAUUCAUUUCUUUGUCGAAGUAUUGGAUCAAUUCUUCGGCAAUGUGUGUGAGCUGGACUUGGUUUUCAACUUUUAUAAAGUGUAUGCCAUCUUAGAUGAGAUUUUUCUUGCGGGUGAGAUCGAGGAGACGAGUAAACAAGUCGUCCUGACGAGACUUGAGCAUCUGGACAAGCUGGAGUAAGGCGAGUAUCAAAUAUGAGGAGGGUGGGGGAGAGAUCCCAUCUCGAUGGACUAGAUAUUUUGCAUGGAUGACCACUGUAUAUGGUCAUCACCGGAGUUAUUAGGAGUAUUCUGAUCGUGAUAUCAUUGGGCACUAUUCUAGCCAUUACUUGUCCGUUUGAUUUGGCAUUAUAUACUUGACUAUCAACAACUAAUACCCCAACCCUAAGGUGGGGGUAACACCUGCACCGUUAUAAUUUAACCUUGAGCAAAG
Aspergillus ochraceoroseus IBT 24754 is the source of this 940-nucleotide messenger RNA. Its product is annotated as AP-2 complex subunit sigma. The record is from RefSeq and is a predicted model, not a curated record. Gene Ontology annotation, biological process: clathrin-dependent endocytosis; protein transport. NCBI's taxonomy places the organism in Eukaryota, Fungi, Ascomycota, Eurotiomycetes, Eurotiales, Aspergillaceae. The transcript is spliced from 5 exons. Gene Ontology annotation, molecular function: clathrin-cargo adaptor activity. Gene Ontology annotation, cellular component: intracellular membrane-bounded organelle; AP-2 adaptor complex. The coding region runs from base 251 to 688 and encodes 145 amino acids.